CAUCAAAUAAAUUAAAAUUCUCAUGUCAAUUGACUCACUUGGCAGAAAGAAACCUGCACCCUGUGAGAAGAGAGAAGAUGGGAGAAGAGUUCAGAAGGUGUGGAAAGAGACAGGUGGAAGAGGCACCGGACAGUAUACUAAAAUGUGAAUAUCAACACCAUCGACUGCCCCACUUCCUAACAAAUCCAGAUUAUAAUUUUCUCAAUUUGGGAAUGAGAGCUGUUCCACAUCAAAUCAGAGUGGUAUUUACAGUUAAUCCCUUCCGACCAUCCAAGGGAAAGAACAAUUUUCCUAAAGAAAUAUCAAAUGGAUGUGCGAGGAAAGAGGAGGAAGAGCUGUUCACACCACGUAUUUCCAGAUCACCUUAGAGAAAAAUAUAGCUCAUGCUCAACAAUAUUUUUAGACAACAGCACAAUUUGCCAGCCCGAGACGAGAAUCAGUGUGCAAUGCCUGGUAUUUGCAAUAUAUUACCACAUCAAGAAAAGAGGUGGAAAUAGAUCCAAGGACAUUUUUGAUGAAAGGCUGCACCCGCUGACACAGGAAGCGGUUCCAGAGGAAAACUUUGAUCAUAAUCCUGAUCCUGAAACUAUUUAUGGAUUCAUUCGGCCUUUUUUCAGUGCCCUAGAGCUAACAGCUGAAUUUUCAAUAACAACUUUGAUUUACUUAGAAAGACUUAUAGUUUAUGCUGAGAUCGACAUUUGCCCCACGAACUGGAGGAGAAUUGUUUUGGGAGCCAUCCUUCUUGCUGCCAAGUAUGUGGAUGACCUGGCUGUAUGGAAUAUGGACUUUUGCCGAAUCCACCAGGGCAUCACACUCAAGGACAUAAAUGAGCUGGAGACGCAGUAUUUAUUUCUACUCCGGUUUCGUCUGCACGUCUCUGCCAGUGUCUAUGCCAAAUAUUAUUUUGACCUUCGGUCCCUAGCGAGUGACCACAAAUUGCCUAAUGAGUUUGCUUGUCUGCGAAAAGAAAGAGCACAGGCCCUGGAGGCCAUUUCCAGAUAUUGUGAAAACAAAAGCCUGUGCAGGGCGGCUGUAAGAAAACCCCGCAGCUGCGAUAACUUUAGUGCUGCGCAGCGGGCCAGUGCCAUCUUAUCUUAAAUGAGGAGUGAGGGGCUGGGACAUGGUGAGCCCCUCAUGUGCCACGAAUGGAGAAAUGUCACCGCUCCUGCUCAGACCCAGCUAAGUGAUUUCCUUUUAGGGGAGAAAUGAGGGGAAUUAACAUGGUCAGCUUCUCAUCUACAGUAACAAGGGCUGUGGAAAUACCAAGGUGCCUCUUCCAGCAAGUUUAGUAUUUCCUCUUAAAACAGAAAUGAAAAUUUUCAACAUCAUGAGGAACUUUUUAGCCUAAGCUUAAUUCAUGACCCUUAGUAUUUUUCAUUUCCCUUUUGAUUAUUUUAACUACUAGAGGAUAUUACAUUUGUUUAUUUUUGCUUUCAAUUUUUGGAGAAAUGGGAAAUUUGUAUCUUAAACUUUUCAAAAUUUCUUGUUUACCACCUACAUAGCGUUCUCUUUUGAGCUUUGAUGUUCCCAUUUAGAAAGCUUAAAGUACCUAUUUCUAUAUACUAUAGUUACAAAUGCUUUAAUGUUUACUUUGAUAUUGGGGUGAGGGCCUUUUUGGACAUCAGAAAUUUCUUAAAUAUUUUUUGUUGCUCCCUAGUUCAAAAUGGGCACUUUUUUUUCAUUAUGUGUUAUUUCCUUUCCUCCUAAACUUUUUAGACAUUGUUAGUGUAUAUGAAUUACUUUAAAGUAAUUUUAAUUAUCAGUUUUAAUUUCAGUUUUUUAGACUUUGAAAACUUUACUUUUUU
Molecule: messenger RNA, 1805 nt
Organism: Miniopterus natalensis
Lineage: Eukaryota; Metazoa; Chordata; Mammalia; Chiroptera; Miniopteridae
Source: RefSeq, a predicted model, not a curated record